This is a messenger RNA of Acomys russatus (golden spiny mouse), 2415 nucleotides long. RefSeq names its product SPT2 chromatin protein domain containing 1 (gene Spty2d1). NCBI's taxonomy places the organism in Eukaryota, Metazoa, Chordata, Mammalia, Rodentia, Muridae. The coding region runs from base 254 to 2299 and encodes 681 amino acids. The record is from RefSeq and is a predicted model, not a curated record. Gene Ontology annotation, molecular function: DNA binding; histone binding. The transcript has 6 exons. Gene Ontology annotation, biological process: regulation of DNA-templated transcription; nucleosome assembly. Gene Ontology annotation, cellular component: nucleolus.
CGCAAAUACUCGCGAGCGCUGCGGCGGCGCUGUGCGGUUGUGUACAUAUAUAUCUACACACAUACACUGGGUUCGGCUGCGGCGCGGGGGCGGCACACGGCAUUGGAAGGCGCCGGAAGUGUCCGUGUCGAGGGGCGGCGGGAGAGGGGCCACCAAGGCAAGUCAGUCAGAGGAGCUAGGCUCAGCGGCGAGACUCUCAUCCGCCGCGUCCGGAGCGCCCGGCUAGCAGCCGGGCUUUUCUCUUCGGCCAGACAUGGACUUCAGGGAAAUCCUCUUGAUCGCUUCCAAAGGACAAGGUGUCAACCAUGUACCGAAAAGGUAUAGCUUGGCAGUGGGGCCUCCCAAGAAAGACCCAAAAGUUAAAGGUGUCCAGUCGGCAGCCGUGAAAGCAUUCCUCAGGAGGAAAGAAGAGGAGCUUAGACAAAAAGCCUUGGAAGAGAAAAAGAGGAAAGAAGAACUAGUGAAAAAGCGAAUUGAGCUCAAACAUGACAAAAAAGCAAGAGCUAUGGCCAAGAGGACAAAGGACAAUUUCCAUGGUUACGAUGGGAUUCCUAUUGAGGAAAAGUCAAAGAAGAGGCAGGCAGUGGAAAGCCACCUGAACCAGGGAACUGACCAGGACUGUGACAUAGAGGAGGAAGAGUUCCUGGACUACGGCGAAGCAGAGUUGGAACAGGACUAUGAGGAGGAGCAAGAGCCUCCCAAAGUAGAAAGCAAACCAAAGGCCCCCCUUAAAAGUGCCCCACCACCCAUGAACUUCACGGACCUGCUGAGGCUCGCGGAGAAGAAGCAGUUUGAACCAGUGGAGAUCAAGGCGGUGAGGAAAGCAGAAGAUAGGCCUAUGACUGCAGAGGAACUUAGGGAACGGGAGUUUCUUGAACGAAAGCAUAGGAAAAAGAAGCCUGAAACCGAUGCCAAACUACCUCCACCUGUGUCCAAAAGGGCACCAUCUCAGAAGGACAUCAUGGGCACAAAGCCCAGCAGAGGUGCUGGAGACAGGCAGCUUUCUUCCAAAGGAUUGCCCUCUCCUCAUGCUGAGAAGAAAGUCAGGCCCAGCACAGCCAAUGAGAAACAAGCAGCGUUGUCUUCAUCCAGAUCCACGCCAGGAGAGAGGACCAAGGCUGGGUCUGCCAGUAGCUCCCAACCCUCGCUUCGGGAGGGCCACAACAGACCUGUCUUCAAUGGGGCUGGAAAGCCCCGCCCCAGCACCUGUUCACCAAGUGUCCCAAAGACUUCUGCUACUGGGACUCAGAAAUCUGCUUCUGAGCACAAAGCCAAAAAAUCUCUUCCUUCUCAUUCCAGCCAUUCUAAGCCUGGGCCCACAGGUCUCUCCCACAACAAAGCAAAUAUUCCAGGUGUCCGACAGCCAGGCAGCAACGUUGGCUCAGCUCCUGGGCGACCUAGCCCAGGGGCAGCUCAACCCUCAGUUAGUUCUAGCCCUGUGCCCAGGCGCCAGAAUGGCAGCUCCAGCUCAGGGCCUGAGCAGUCUUUCGGUGGGAACAGAAAGCUGGCCAGCAAUUCACACGCCUCCGGGCGAACAGUCAAUGGCACAAGUGGCCCUGGACGGCCUGCAAGCAGCUCAAGUGGCCCUGGACGACCAGUCACUGGGUCUACUGGUUCUGGGAGACCUAUGGGCAGUGCUGGAGGCUCUGGACGGCCUGUAAGCAGCCCGCACGACCUUCGACAACCAAUGAAAAGCCUAGGCUCCUCUGGGCGGUCAGUCAGUGGCCCUGGGAGAGCCAUAAGUGGCUCCGGUCCAGCUGGGCGAACUGUCAGUUCAGGUCCAGGAAGACCCAUGAGCAACUUAGGACCUGGACGACCAGUUAGUAGCCCAGGCCUCCCCACAAAGCCCAAGUGCACUGUUGUUUCAGAAACGAUUUCUUCGAAGAAUAUUAUUAGUCGGUCAAGCAAUGGACAGAUAAAUGGAAUGAAGCCUCCUCUGCCUGGCUACAGAAAUGUCCAAGGUCCUCAAAGGCCCUUCCCUACUGGCUAUAAAAGGCAUCGAGAAUAUGAAGAUGAUGAUGAUGAUGAAUAUGACCCGGAAAUGGAUGAUUUCAUUGAAGAUGAAGGAGAGCCUCAGGAAGAAAUAUCCAAGCACAUUCGAGAAAUCUUUGGCUAUGACCGAAAAAAAUAUAAAGAUGAGAGUGACUAUGCCUUACGUUACAUGGAGAGCAGUUGGAAGGAGCAGCAGAAGGAAGAAGCCAAGAGUUUAAGACUAGGUAUGCAGGAGGACUUAGAGGAAAUGAGGCGAGAAGAGGAAGAAAUGAAGCGUCGAAAGGCCAAGAAGCUAAAGCGACAUUAGCUGCUGCUGUUGAGUUUCUGAAUUCUGGGACACUGCUGCAAGGAUUUCCUGCCUUCAGACGGAACAAGCCCCUAUCAGUUUAGAUUCCCAUGUGACCGCUGGAGGAAGGACUGCAU